GUUCACUUGUUAAGUACAAUUCCAAUAAAGCAGCUUAAAAAUGGAGGUUGUGGAAUUUCUCACACGGACCGAUAGGCGCAAUCUGAAAUCCCAAAUAGGUUUUCAGGUGGCGCGAAAGAUGCGCGACUGGCACGCGGAUGUGGACAACCGCCGUUGGAACCUCAGUCUUCUCCUCCAAAAGGAGGCUUUGGAGGCGGAUGAGCAGAUUGCAGAGAUGCUCCAGGAGCAAGCGGAUGAAGCGGAUCGAAAGCGACACGAGUGGAUCGAAAUGGAGCGACUGAAGCGAGAGGAGGCCGAAAUGGAGCUGGUCAAAGUUAAGAACCAGCAAAGGGAAAUUGAAAACUCCGAGGCUCAUCGGCACAUGCUAACUAAGGAGAUCCUGUUGGAGUCCAAGCAAACGCAACUCCAUCAAAUCGAGGAGAAAAAGGCCCUCAAACGCCGUCAGGGCUGUGUAGAGAUUCUUUGGCAGCGGGUCUGGCAGAGAUUGGAUGAAAGUAAGGCCCAGCAGGAGCAGCAGGAGCUGAAACUGCGGAACUUGAUUGAGAAUAGGUGCCAAGCCCACAACCUGGACACUGACCGGGAGCAGAAGACCCAGAUCGCCAAGGAGGUGUUGGCAGACCAGCGGGAAUGUUCCCAGGCUCUAGAACUAGCUGCAGAAAUGGAUGUGCUUAGGAAACAACAAGAAAUCAAGAAGCUGAGAGGUAAACGGCGCCAGCAGCUUACUGACUUGCAGGAUCAGAUCAAACAGAAUCUCACCAUCAGCAGCAAGCAAUCACAGGCCAAUAUCCGAGAGGAUGUGGGCUACAACAUCCUCGAAGACCGUCAGAUUUACGAGGAGCUCGUGGAGAAGCGUUGCGCCAGGACCCAUAAUCGCGAUUGGCACCAGCAGUACAUGACGCAUACGGCUGCGGAGCGUGCCGCUCGCAAGGAAGAGAAUCGCAUGCGGGAUCGGAAAUACCUGGGCACUGGGUGUGUGCUCGACCAGCAGCAGAAGCAGCCAUACGGCAAGGAAGUCCGCUAGUACAAGCGGUGGACACUUCGUCAUCGCCAUCGAUCGAAGGGCACGCACUCUCAUGUCACGCCUCAUAUUUGGAUACCAUAUGGCAAUUAUAUUAACGACUGAUAUAAAUUAGGCGAUAAAUCAGCAGCGAUAAAGAAAAGCGUAUCACGCACGGGCGGCAUAAAACCAGUGAUAAUGCCCACCAUCGACGUCACCAUGGAAGCUUACCAGCCACCAACC
Molecule: messenger RNA, 1240 nt
Organism: Drosophila teissieri
Lineage: Eukaryota; Metazoa; Arthropoda; Insecta; Diptera; Drosophilidae
Product: golgin subfamily A member 6-like protein 22
Exons: 4
Coding region: 41-1021 (326 amino acids)
Source: RefSeq, a predicted model, not a curated record